Molecule: messenger RNA, 1709 nt
Organism: Arachis duranensis
Lineage: Eukaryota; Viridiplantae; Streptophyta; Magnoliopsida; Fabales; Fabaceae
Product: rop guanine nucleotide exchange factor 5-like
Exons: 5
Coding region: 406-1230 (274 amino acids)
Molecular function (GO): guanyl-nucleotide exchange factor activity
Source: RefSeq, a predicted model, not a curated record
CCAGAGAGAGACGUUGGGACAUGGCAGGUGCCACUUCCAAUUGCAAAGCUUCAAACUUGAAAUCAAAUUUCCGAACUUUCUAACACACUCUGUAUGAAAUGUGCUUCCUUUUUUUGAAGCAUCUCAAAACACACAAACUUUACGGAAAAGUCCACACGUCUUCAUCAUUUCAUCGUCUUUUUUCGUUUCAAAACAACCUUAGAAUUGGUCCCUCCCUAUAAUAAUAGUAUCACAUUUCUCCUCUUCCUUUGUUCCUUCCAUGUCCAAACCUAUGUUACUGGGACCUGGUGAAUCUUAUCUAGGUCAGUGGUGAAGUGAGUGGUGACUACCCCUUUUGCCUUUUCAUAUAUAUAAGCUUGUGUUAUGUGUGGGAAGUGAAAGAGAAUUUGUAAUUAGCUGUUAAAGAUGAGUGCUUUGUCUAAGAAGAGUGAAGAAUUUCGGAAGAAGAGAGAUGGGUUGGUUAAAAAAGAGUCGUUAACUGAUUCCACUGCUGAGUCAAGAGAAAGCAGUUUCAGUGGAUCAAAUUCAAGUUCCUCAUGUUCAUCAAAUGAAGAAGCAAAAGCAGCAAAAGGGUCUUCUUCUCCAUCUCCACCUGCUCCUCCACUUGGAUGGCCUAUUCUGAAAGCUGCAGUUUCCAAGUGUGGGAAAUCUGAUGAAAAAGAUAAUGAUCAAGAACAUCAUUUGGAUGACACAAAAUUUAGUAGUAUUGGUUCAAAAGUGUCAGAUGCUGAAAUGAUGAAGGAAAGGUUUGCAAAAUUGUUGCUUGGUGAAGACAUGUCAGGUUCUGGGAAAGGGGUUUGUACUGCUUUGGCCAUCUCAAAUGCUAUCACUAAUCUGUGCGCCACUGUGUUUGGACAAUUAUGGAGAUUAGAACCUCUACCUUCUGAAAAGAAAGCUAUGUGGAGAAGAGAGAUGGAAUGGCUUGUUAGUGUUAGUGAUCACAUUGUUGAACUAAUACCUUCUUGGCAAACAUUCCCUGAUGGAAGCAAGCUAGAGGUAAUGAUUUGCAGGCCAAGGACAGAUAUUUUUAUCAAUGCUCCAGCGCUUAGGAAACUUGAUAACAUGCUUCUCGACAUAUUGGAUGGUUUCACCUCCACCGAGUUCUGGUAUGUUGACCAAGGAAUUGUAGCCCCGGAAGCCGAUGUAAUGGCCUCAUUUCGCAAGACGAUUCAACAGCAAGACAGGAAGUGGUGGCUCCCGGUGCCCCGUGUUUUAAUGAUUAACGAUUAACGACUCUUAAAGUUGUCAUGUCCCUGGGACGAAUGAAACCCGACACAUAAGACUUUGCAAUUCAAUUCCAAUGGCUUUGAAAACCUGCUUCAUUCUUCUCCACAAUUCACAACACUCUUCUUCCACAACCUUCUUCUUAAUCCCCUGUUUAUGCAUUCUUCACAAUGAACCUCACAACAACCACAUCCUGCAUUUAUCAACAUUUUUUACUAAGAGGAAGCUCCAUCUUACUCUUCUCCUCACAACUUUUCUUUCGAGUAAUUUAUCAAACACUAGUGGUGCAUUGUUGAUGGCUCAAGAGUUGGACUUGGAGCUUCAGAGAUACACUGAUUCGAAGGAAGGUUUCACUCUUCUUAUACCCUCUUCUUGGACUAAGGUAAAAUUAUUUACCCAUUUUUGUUGAGUAACCUUAAUCUUUGAUAAGCUUUUUCUACUGUGAAGAAUUGCGUAUGUUUGGUAUGAUGUGUUGGAAAAUGAUU